GCCGGGGUGCCACGCCCCCCCGGCAUCGCACCGCGCCCCACUAUUUGAGAAGGACUGUCUUUGGGUAUUAGUAAAGUCUUGUACUCUUCUUCUCACCAACAACUAACUGCAGCCAGUCGGUUGCUAAGCGACAGAAUAACGAGGAAAACAUGGCGGAGGGCAAGCAGAGUGCAGAGAUCAUGGCGUCAGAUGUCCACAAGAAGAUCAGAGCAGCGUUUGAAGCUUUUGACUACGAGUCUAACAACACGGUGGAUGUCCGGGAGAUUGGCACCAUCAUCUAUUCCCUGGGUUGUUUCCCUUCUCAGCAAGACCUACAUGACUUAAUAGCAAAGGUGGAAGAGGACCACACAGGAUAUGUCCAUUUGGACAGCUUCCUCCCAGCCAUGACCAAAGUGCUGUUGGAGCACAAGUUUCCUCCCAUUCCUGAGGACGUUCUGCUUCAGGCCUUUGAGGUUCUGGACAAAGAAAAGAAAGGAUACCUGGAGCCUGAGGAGCUGACAAAGUAUAUGACACAGGAAGGUGAACCCUUCACUCAGGAGGAGAUGGAUGAGAUGCUGACAGCACUCGCCGACAAUGAGAACCAUGUCUGUUACAAAGACUUAAUCAGCCAACUGACCGUUGACCCUGACAUGUAGAGAGUGACACUGUGUGUGUGUCAGUGUAACUGAUGAUACACACUAUACAUAUUACAAACACACACAGAUGAUACAUAUUACAAACA
Messenger RNA from Toxotes jaculatrix (banded archerfish), 721 nucleotides. It is a transcript of the gene drc8, whose product is annotated as EF-hand calcium binding domain 2. NCBI's taxonomy places the organism in Eukaryota, Metazoa, Chordata, Actinopteri, Toxotidae. Gene Ontology annotation, molecular function: calcium ion binding. The coding region runs from base 150 to 635 and encodes 161 amino acids. The record is from RefSeq and is a predicted model, not a curated record. The transcript is spliced from 7 exons.